CACAGGGACAAACUCUGUCUCACAGAACUGAGUGGCUGUUUUGUUUAAUACAACCAAUAUUCAAACAGGGACCAGAAGUGUGAAAAAAUAAGCUCUUUGAAUCUAGCCAGGAGCAUCUAAGUCCAGUUACUGAUAUCUGCAGGAUAUUAUUACUAUAAAAAUCUGGUUAGGGGUUAAGGACUGGAAUUGGGCAAACACUACUGCAGACCGUGUCUCCUCUGGAUCUGUAAGGCUUACAGAAAAAGGCUGAAAAUGUCCUCAGAUUCCACCUCUCCUGUUACGGUGACUUCCGACAGCUCUCCAGUGUCACCUCAGACACCCCCUGAGCGGACCCUGAACCUGCCCGGAGUUUGUCAGCCACGGGCCCGCUCUCCGUCUCCAAUGAGAGGGCACCUUAUCCCCAGCCCUCUCCCCACCAGGCGCACAAGAACGUUUUCUGCGACUGUGCGAGCCUCCGAGGGACCAGUUUACAAAGGAGUCUGUAAAUGUUUUUCCCGCUCCAAAGGACACGGAUUUAUAAUCCCUGAGGGAGGAGGGCCGGAUAUCUUCUUGCACAUUUCUGACAUUGAAGGAGAAUACGUUCCUGUAGAAGGCGACGAGGUCACCUACAAAUUAUGCACCAUUCCACCCAAAUGCGAGAAGCAGCAGGCGGUAGAGGUCGUUAUCACUCAUUUAGCCCCAGGAUCAAAACACGAGACGUGGUCCGGUCACGUUAUCAGUUCAUGAAGCACCUCUGAGAUCUUUAUAACCAUCGCUCUUGAGAUAUUUGGUUUUUCAUUGUUUCAGGAAUUCUAAAGGCUGGAAAUGUGUUCUACAACCAUCAUUUUCUAAACGCCAAUAUAUAUUCCUUUUUUUUUAAUAAAUAAGUUUCCUACUGAGUGCAAAUUAGUGUGACCCACGUGAUUAUCCUGGGUAGGAGAACCGGCUACUCCAUAUCACAGGCUAAAUCAUUUUCUGACCCCUGAAACAAAUUAACAAACCAACAGUACAAACCUUAUAUUUAAGAAACAAAUGGUUGUAAGAUUUAAAAUGUUUUAGAUUUGUUUUCCUUCUUAAGGUGACUUAAAAUAAAUACAAGUCCCAUUUAAUGGACAUAGAAGUGAUAAAUUAAGUGAAAUGUUUCACUUCUAUCCUAUUGUCUAAAAGCCAAAUGUCUUUAUUUUUUUAAAUUGCUUAUUGUUUUUUUUUAUACAACUUUGCUCCUGUGCUACCUCCUUUAAAGGGUGAGAUUGAUAGAGCCCCUCCCCUAGACUUUAAUGACUCGGCUGACACAGCCAGUGAUUGGCUGAAUCAUUCUUGAAGUAAAAACAGAGGGAGAUAGUUACAGGCUGCAUCCGCAAUUAAAUUACAUUUAGUUUAUUCACAAUGGGAUAGAAGUGCUGCAUUAAACAAUACUAAAAGUGUUUCAGAUUAAAUGGUCAUACAAAUAUAAAUAAAUCUAGAGCUGAAUACACCCUACUGCAGUGACUCUCACUAUUAUUAGAUUGUAAUAUUCUCUGCUGCAAGCAAUGCAUUCUGGGUGUGCACAAAGUGAGAUGUGAAAAUAUUGUAUUAAAAUAUUACUUUGUAACUUUUCAUACUUAUGAUAUCAAUAAAGUUGAAAACAUUUGUUCCCAUUGUGAA
Messenger RNA from Bombina bombina (fire-bellied toad), 1623 nucleotides. It is a transcript of the gene CARHSP1, whose product is annotated as calcium regulated heat stable protein 1. Gene Ontology annotation, biological process: regulation of mRNA stability. The record is from RefSeq and is a predicted model, not a curated record. Gene Ontology annotation, molecular function: mRNA 3'-UTR binding. The coding region runs from base 253 to 726 and encodes 157 amino acids. NCBI's taxonomy places the organism in Eukaryota, Metazoa, Chordata, Amphibia, Anura, Bombinatoridae. Gene Ontology annotation, cellular component: cytoplasm. The transcript is spliced from 5 exons.